GUUGUUAUGGAGCAAAUACGCUCCAACACGAGAGUAAAGCGGAAAAAUCCCCGGACUGCUUUCCCAAAUGACAAUAAUGAAGGUUUAGAGUCUUCAGACUUGCUGACUUCAAGACAGCUAGACGAAUCUACCGUUUUAAGGUCAAAUUCCUCGCUCGCGCUUUGUUUUCUUUAUAUGCGAUCCCGAUCUUGUUUUCUACACUAACUAUCAUAACAUUUGGUGGUUUUGUCGCAUAUAGCAGUGUGCAAAAAAGACUCGAACGGGGAGAGAAAGUUGAUAUUUUAUGAGAAAGAGUGGCAUAUUAAUACCAUAUGGUCCUGAUAUGGACUUCAUAAUCAGGAUUAUAUGGCUACCUCUACAUGCCUCUUGUUCAAGUACCAGAUUGUGCAAUGCAUUGUGAUUUUCAUGACGCACCAAUCUAAUGGUUCUACGUGGUGCUACGCUUGCAAUUCCGCACAGGACAUCAAAUGCUAUGACCCCGCGAAUGCAUUUUACAGCGCUCCGGAUGAUUUGGUCGCAUUUGUAUCGAAUUCAAGUAGCAAGUUUAGCGGAGUAUUUUCGUUCACUUCCUCAAGCUAUCUCAAAACUAGCGCCAACGGCAGUCAGACUAUGCAGUUUGUCGAAACGGGAACCAAGAUGGAUUAUUGUACCAAUCACACGUACUCUAGGUGGCACAAAAGCAGCAACCAAUCGGGCUCCAGUUUUUUGAACUUCACAAGCUGCCGUUAUCGGCCAGCAGGUCUUCGGCUAGUGAACUGUGAUACACUUCUAGCGGAUCAACCAGGCACCAAGCAGUGUUUCAAGAUCAAGCAAAUUGCUGGAAUGAGGAACACGGAAACCGUGGAGAAUAUCAUUCGUACGUGCAUAUCCAGGCCAGUAGAAGUGGCUAACGACACCUGUCAACGAACAGUCAGUCUUGAUGGGAAAACGGAAACAGUGUGGUGCACCUGUUCAGAUACAUUGUGUAAUUCGGCGUCCACAAUUAAAUGUAAAAGCAUGGGGCCGACAACUUGUUUCAUGUUAUUUUUUGGCUUAUUAGUUUGUUUCCUAGUUUACCUGGCCAAGUAAACUUUCUGUUUUCUGUACCUAUAAUUAAUAACAAAUUAAUUCAAUAAACAGUACAACUGUAAAAUCAGGGGAAAGGCUACACGGCUACACGCUGUGAAAAAUACGACAAUAAAGCGUC
This is a messenger RNA of Paramacrobiotus metropolitanus, 1186 nucleotides long. RefSeq lists its product as uncharacterized. The coding region runs from base 346 to 1068 and encodes 240 amino acids. The record is from RefSeq and is a predicted model, not a curated record. The transcript has 3 exons. Lineage: Eukaryota; Metazoa; Tardigrada; Eutardigrada; Parachela; Macrobiotidae.